This is a messenger RNA of Lottia gigantea (owl limpet), 738 nucleotides long. RefSeq lists its product as hypothetical. Lineage: Eukaryota; Metazoa; Mollusca; Gastropoda; Lottiidae. The transcript has 6 exons. The record is from RefSeq and is a predicted model, not a curated record. Bases 1 to 738 code for a protein of 245 amino acids.
AUGAUGUUCCAGUUUAAUCUAAUAGUAGGACUAGUAUAUUCUGUGGUAGUACAAGCUGCAAUCAAAGAUGAUAUAAUUCAUAUGUACAAGAAUAAAUUCAACGGCGAUGGAACCUACUAUGGUCCAACUGAUGGAGGCACAUGUCAAUAUGACCCACCAUCAAAACCACCAGCAGGACUCAAUCCAAUCAUCAGGAAUUUUGUAGCUUUAAAUAAACCUCAGUUUCUGGGAUCAUACAGUUGUGGAAUGUGCUUCAAGGUAAAUUCUAACGGACAAGGGUUGGGUACUAAUCCUAUUAAGGGACAUUUUGUGGUGUUCGUUGCUGAUCUAUGUCCAGAAUGUAAAACAGGUUCGUUAGAUUUUGCUAUUAAUGGUGAUGGUAGAUGGAAGAUUGAAAUUCAAGCAGUGCAGUGUCCAGUUGGUAAUACCAAAUUAGAGUAUAAAUUCCAAGGCAGUAAUUCCUAUUAUAUUAAACUACAAAUACGAAAUGCAAGAAUCCCAGCAGUAGCAGUAAAGAUAAAACAGAAUGGAUCAUGGAAAGCCAUGAGUCAUAGUGCUGAUGGUUUUUGGAUAUUGUCCGAUCAAAAACCAGUCCCCACCCACAAUAUAGAUGUACAAAUUACCGCCGCUAAUGGUGAAACAGUACACGAUACUAUUCCAGAACUUGUAAACGCAAAAGUACUACACGGAUCUCAAAAGGUUCAGUUUGCUUUAGAUGGGAACUUGCCAACUGCAUAA